AUGGCUAUUGACGCACCCGUGGCUCAGGCCGUUACAGUCAGUCUACAGGAACUUGUAGAUGGAACUGUAUCCUUCGACACGUUGACGGCAGCUUUUGGUCCCUCCUCCCUGGGUAUCAUCAUUGUCAAAGACCUCCCUUCAGCCUUCACGAUAUUACGCAAAAAGGUUCUCUCCAAUGCCUCAUACCUAGCGGCAUUCCCGCAAUCCGAGCUGGAGACCCUCACUAGCCCAGAAUCCAAAUACUUGGUCGGCUGGUCCUGUGGCAAAGAAACCCUGAAAUCAGGCCACUUCGACACCCUGAAGGGCUCGUACUAUGUGAAUUGCGCCUUCUACCAGGACCCGUCUCUAGACAGUGCUCCAGCGGAUGAUUUCCCAGAUCUGCCCCAGUAUACUGCACCAAACAUCUGGCCAUCACCAGAGAAGCUCCCCGAAUUCAGGAGUAGUGUGGAAUCUCUCUGUGGACUGAUCAUCGAUACUGCGGCCCUGGUUGCCAAGGCCUGUGACCGGUAUGCAGAAGCCAACAUCGAGGGUUACAAGCCUGGAUAUUUGCACCACGUUGUCACGACUAGUCUGACAACCAAAGCGCGACUCCUGCAUUAUUUCCCUGGAAACGAGGAAGCUGAAUCAGAGAGUGACGAUGACUGGUGCGCUACGCAUGUUGACCAUGGCUGUCUGACGGGCUUGACAUCGGCCAUGUUCCUCGACGAGGCUGUUUCUCCUCCGACGCUGGAUGCAGAGGGGUCUGCUUCUGCCCCUCUCCCCGAACUUCCCCGUUCCCCCGAUCCUUCGGCUGGACUGUACAUCCGUUCGCGCACUGAUCAAAUUGUUAAAGUCAAUAUCCCUAGGGAUUGUCUGGCUUUCCAGACUGGUGAGGCCUUGCAGCUCAUCACGCAUGGAAAGUUCUUGGCUGUGCCCCAUUUUGUGAAGGGGGCUAAGGCGAGUCCUGGACAGAAGAUUGCGAGAAAUACGCUUGCUGUGUUUACGCAGCCGAAUCUGGCCGAGGAGGUGCAGCCUGGAUUGAGCUUUGCGGAGUUUGCUAGAGGGGUUGUGCAGAAGAAUUAUUGA
Messenger RNA from Penicillium bovifimosum, 1065 nucleotides. RefSeq lists its product as uncharacterized. The coding region runs from base 1 to 1065 and encodes 354 amino acids. Lineage: Eukaryota; Fungi; Ascomycota; Eurotiomycetes; Eurotiales; Aspergillaceae. The record is from RefSeq and is a predicted model, not a curated record. The transcript is spliced from 3 exons.